Sphaerodactylus townsendi is the source of this 942-nucleotide messenger RNA. RefSeq names its product ly6/PLAUR domain-containing protein 2-like. NCBI's taxonomy places the organism in Eukaryota, Metazoa, Chordata, Lepidosauria, Squamata, Sphaerodactylidae. The record is from RefSeq and is a predicted model, not a curated record. Bases 97 to 474 code for a protein of 125 amino acids. The transcript has 3 exons.
GAACUUAAACUGCUCCAGCAAAGCUCUCAGGGGCUGGAGAAAGGCACAAAGGAACAUCCUGACGGCGGUCAACAUCUUAAGACUCGGUGGGCUGCAAUGGGAACAUUCCCAGUCGCUUUGCUGAUUUUUGCAGCUGUCCUGGAACAUGCUUUCUGUUUGUGGUGUUACACUUGCGACGAUCCCACCCAAAACUGUAUGACCGUCACCAACUGCUCAGUUCGUACAACCGCCUGCCUGACGAUGAUGCACCCAGUGGAUUCAGACCGGGGUUACCCCUUUUUCGGAAUCAUCGCGGGCACCAAAUCCUGCGCCGAAAAGUGCGCCCUGUUUGAUUCAGAUGAGACUGACGAUUGUUACCCGGUCUCCUGCUGUUACACCGACCUGUGCAACGAGGCUGGGCCAUCGCAGGCCGCUGCCGGCUUCUCCGUUAUGGGUUUUGCUUUGGUCUUUGCCCUCUUUGGGACUACCAUGUAAGGCCGAGGGAAGAAGACGGGGUCUGUUUUGUGCGCCGGCAUCCAGAAAAGAAAGCUAUUCCGACGGACAAACCGGAUCACACAGCAAUCCUUUCGAUAGAUUCCCCUGUGGGGACAGAAAAGCAAGGUCCACAUAGUCUUCUUCCGCACAUGCAGAAUAAUCCACUUUGAAUCCACUUUCACAAUUGUUUGCAAGUGGAUUUUGCUAUUCCGCACAGUAAAAUCCAGCCGCAAAAUGCAUUGAAAGUGGAUUGAAAGUGGAUUAUUCUGCAUAUGCGGAAGGGGCCAAAGACACAGCCAAAGAACGGAUAGGAAAACGAAGCCAUUGUUGGUAGCUAGAAGGUCCCCAUACCUUAUCGGCUCACUCGCUACAGCAUCUGUCUUCUUGCAGGUCUGUCUCACUAGCAGUGGUAUACAGACCCAAAAUGGAGCCUGGGGCAAGAAAUGAGUUUUCCGGGGAGCCCCCCGC